AUGUACUUAAAUACUACUGGGCUUGGAGAAUGGUCUGUUAAAAAUUGGGUGUUCAAAGAUAAAAAUGGGAUCGUUGAAAGAAGAGAAAGUGUCUUAGCGGGCAGAGAAACUAGAUCAAACAUCUAUGAAGAGUAUUCUGACUUUUUAAGAGAAUUUUUAAAUUCUCUAAACAAGUUACCAGCACACUAUUACCGUAAGGACACUACCAAGCAGUACUUGGAACAAGAUUUUCAACCACUGGCCCAGUUACAUAAAAAAUAUAAAAAUCAGUAUGGUUGCACUGCGCAAAACCGUAACCCCGUUUUAUCUAAUGCGCUACUUCAUUUGGCUGAAACUUACAACGUAACUAUAUUCCAAAAAUUUCUUGUUAAAGGCUAUACCCAAAUGGAGUGUGACAGUGUGCACACAACUAUCGAAACUUCAUUAAAAAAUAGAAACAUUUAUUUACCAAGUGACUGUGCAAGAGUAACAAGAGAAGCAGAAAAGAAAAAUCCGUACUUGGUAAAAACGCCCGACUUCGUUUUUUUUACAAACUAUAAUCAUAAACCAUUCAUAAAAUAUGAUUCAAUUUGUCCUGGUAAGGUAACUUCCGAUCCCUUAGUUUUCAAUAUAAGAGCUCUACGAUAUACGGAAAAUGGCGAAAUUCAAUACAAAAUCAAUUUGGACGAUGAAUUUCAGCCACUUCCCCGAAGACCAAAGGUCAUAAAUUUAUCUGGUAAAAUUUUCCGAAGUUACAUACCAGAUUGCAAAAAAUUAUCAGAAAGAAAUAAAGCAGGAUUGCUGGCCUUUCUAUGA
This is a messenger RNA of Psylliodes chrysocephalus, 795 nucleotides long. The record is from the annotation of a GenBank genome assembly. Lineage: Eukaryota; Metazoa; Arthropoda; Insecta; Coleoptera; Chrysomelidae.